AUGGCGGCAAGGACAGAAUUGGAUCACAAUCAUCCACUAUUUCUUCAUCCUUCAGAUACAACAAGAGCGCCGAUAAUAUCAAUCCAGCUGACUGGUUCAGAUAACUACACUACUUGGAGUCGAGCGAUGGAGAUCCAACUGCUUGUCUAUGCCAAAAAUGCUAGGGUUGUUAGGGAAGAUCUAAGAGAGCGAUUUGACAAAGAUGAAUUUGACAACAUGGUGCCACCUCCAUGUGACUGUGCGAGAUCUAAAAAUUUCAUUGAGUUCAUGCAAAAGCAGAAAGUUCUUCAGUUCCUAAUGGGAUUAAACGAAAUAUAUGAGCAAGCUAGGAGCCAGAUUCUGAUGACUAGUCCAACUCCAAGCAUAAACAAGGCAUACUCGAUGCUAGUUGAAAGAGAGAGUCACAUGACAGUAGCUAACACAAUGACAGCAGGGGAUGGAAAUGAACAUGCAGCUCUUUUAGCUGGUAAAUAUUAUGCAUAUCAGAACUAUCAUAUUCCAAAGAGGAAUUAG
This is a messenger RNA of Nicotiana tabacum (common tobacco), 513 nucleotides long. RefSeq lists its product as uncharacterized. The record is from RefSeq and is a predicted model, not a curated record. Lineage: Eukaryota; Viridiplantae; Streptophyta; Magnoliopsida; Solanales; Solanaceae.